UUCAUUGAAGAGGAAAAGACCGAUUGGAGUUUCUUCCAGCGGCGGCAGUGUGAGCGCAGCCAGUUAGCGGCACUGCAGAUGGACUGAAGGCGAGUCAGCUCUCCAUCCUCGCGCACUCUGCCACGUCCCCCCCCCUCCUACACACACACACACACACACACACCAUGGACGCAUCUCUCACAUCCCCUCGUCCCUUCAUUUAACCCGCAUCGGCUGCAUCCAGACGCGACCCGACGACACGAACACCCGCUUCCCUCGCAGCUCCCGCGGACACCGACAGGCUCGUUCCCCCGCCGUGGAGGAGGAGGAGGAGGAGGAGGAGGAGGAGGAUGAAGCGGCUCUUUGUCAGGACCGUGGAGGACAAAGCCAUGAACCCCUGGCUGCUCUUCGCCCUGCUCGGACUUUGUGCAGCGCUUGGGCCCAUUAAACAGGAAGAGGAGGACUAUGAAGAUGUGCCCAUAAAUAAGACCUGGGUCUUAUCACCAAGGGUCUAUGAGAGCGAUGUGACUUUGAUCUUAAAUAAACUGCUGCAGGGCUACGACAACAAACUGCGCCCUGACAUCGGAGUGAGGCCAACAGUGAUUGAAGCAGGCGUGUAUGUCAACAGCAUCGGACCAGUGGACCCCAUCAACAUGGAAUACACCAUUGACAUCUUCUUUGCCCAGACAUGGUACGACAGCCGACUGAAGUUCAACAGCUCGAUGAAGCUGCUCAUGCUAAACAGUAACAUGGUAGGCAAAAUCUGGAUUCCCGACACAUUCUUCCGGAAUUCACGCAAAUCAGACGCCCACUGGAUCACCACUCCUAACCGCCUCUUGAGGCUGUGGAGCAAUGGGAGGGUCAUGUACACGCUAAGGUUGACUAUUAAUGCGGAGUGUUACCUUAAGCUGCAUAACUUUCCAAUGGAUGAGCACUCAUGCCCCCUGGAGUUUUCAAGCUAUGGUUAUCCUAAGAAUGAGAUCAUGUACCGGUGGCAGAGACGAGCGGUAGAGGUGGCCGACCAGCGAUACUGGAGACUCUAUCAGUUUGCCUUCGUUGGGUUGAGGAACAGCUCUGAUGUGGCCCACACCCAAUCAGGGGAAUAUGUAAUCAUGACCAUCUUCUUUGACCUGAGUCGAAGAAUGGGCUACUUCACCAUCCAGACCUACAUCCCCUGCAGCAUGAUCGUAGUCUUGUCCUGGGUCUCCUUCUGGAUCAAUAAGGAUGCCGUCCCAGCCCGCACGUCUCUAGGUAUCACCACAGUGCUCACCAUGACGACUCUCAGCACCAUCUCCAGAAAGUCCCUGCCCAAGGUUUCUUAUGUCACUGCCAUGGACCUGUUCGUCUCUGUUUGCUUCAUCUUCACCUUCGCUGCCCUCAUGGAGUAUGGCACUCUGCACUACUUCACCAGCAACAGACAGACCAAGAAGGCUAAAGCCAGCAUUAACACACAGCAGAGGGCGUCCAGCAUGGUGAACAUCCGACCGGGAACGUCCCUGCUGCAGAUGAACAACAUUGUGCCGUAUCAUGAUGAGGAUGAUUUCGAUUCCGAGUGUUUGGACGGAAAAGACUGCACCAGCUUCUUCUGCUGCUUCGACGACUGCCGCUCAGGCGCCUGGCGUGAAAACAGGAUGCACGUACACGUUUCCAAGAUUGAUUCCUACUCACGAAUAUUCUUCCCCACCGCUUUUGGCCUUUUCAAUCUGGUUUAUUGGAUAGGUUAUCUGUAUCUAUAAAACCAGUAUUAGUCAGAAGGAAAGCUGAAGUUUAACAUCUGCAAACAUUUCACGGAAAUAGAAAUGUUCACAUAGCAGAAUUAGGAAAUUUAUGACAAAAAGGUAAACUAAAUUAAAAUCUAAAUAAAAAUUAAACCUGCUAGCAGUGAGGUAUGGCAGCACAACAUAGAGUAGCCACUAGCUACAGAACAGAAUAGAUAUUCAUUGUCCCCAGUCCAUAAUCCCUAAUAAUUAAAAUGACCCUCUGACCUUACAUCCAUGAAAUCUGUUAUGGAAUCCCAAAUGUAGUACUUGUAGAAAUAUCUAUAAUAAUUGACAUAUUGUUAACUCAUGACACUUAGGGCUCUGUUGUGACUGCAACAUUAGUGCAACUAGUACUACAACAAUGUGGUAUUCUUAAUCUUUAAAUAUACCUUCGAGACGUUGUUCACGUGAGGAAAAACAUCUUAUUUGCCUUUACAUCUCCUACUUUCCAUCCAAAACAUCCAUCGAUCAAUCUAUUGGAAAGGUAGCUUAAACAUCCUUUCUUCCCACAUUUAAUCCCUCCAGCAUGUUCGGAGUCAACUGUGCUCAGAAAAGUCCACAGAUAGAUGCGUCCAAAAUGCAGUUAAACAACUCAACUUCCUCCCUUGAAUGUAGAGGACAGAUAGUAACACUCUGUCCUUCUGUCUGAUAUCUGAGACCCUCACUCUGUCUGUAACAUUGAGACCCAGACAUCCUGCAAAGCAAACAAUACUUUGGGCCACUUGUAGCCACAGUCUCAUUCUUCUCAGUCAUUACCCAGAAUGCAUAGCAAUAGGCAACUAAUGCGACACAGAUUAUUCAAUUAACUGAGGCCUUCAUCUUCAGGCUAAUCGCAGUCUUCAUCAUGGCAGUCCAGCGCAAUCAGAAACCCUGAGAUUCUUCAUGUCCUUCCCUUGUGGCGUUGAUUCUCUACCAACCUAGAGGGGGCAAUGCAUCGUUUCCCAGCAUCAUGUUCUGUGUCUGUACGAGUCACAGCCCACUGUGCUUCACACUGUGCUGUACUGGUGUUUGUGACUGCACCAUUACAUCAGAGCUCUAAGUACAUUUUUCAAUAGCAGGGGUUCAUAAUAUAAUAUAAUAUAAUAUAAUGGCUCUUGAUCUUUAAGGUUAGCUCAAUACUGUGAUUCAAUUCAAUGCUAAUGACUUCUGUUGCGAUCAUGUUUUUAAUUGAAAAAGAACAACAGGCCUCUUUGUUAGCCAGCAUUGUCUGUCACUUUUAAGAAUUAAAAUAACAAAAAUAACUCGUAGCAGAUUCAGCUGUAGCUAACACAUUUAAAUUCUACAACAGAUAAAGUCAACUUUUAAAUAUUGGAAUUAAAAACUGAUUAUAUCCUGAAAGGAUUGUGAUUUAUUUACCGACUCAUGGCAGCUCUAUAGCCGACACAUGUUUGCAGAAGUAAAACUCCAGUUUAAACAGAGGAGAUAUUGCCAUCAGACGUUUAUAAAACAGCCCAAGUGUUUACUCUUUGCUGCUGUGCUAGUGACAUAGUUGAGAGGCAGGAGUGAGGAGGUGCAUUGAACUUUGGACCUGCAAUAUGGGAUGGAGGGUUGUUGUGCCCACUCUUAAAGAUAUACUACCUGAUUUAAUUAUAGAGUCCAGUAGUUAUAAUGAUCAAAAGUGAGUUUUGGAGAGUUCUGUGACACUAUUGGUCAAUGUAACAAAACCAGGGAACAUAUCUUUAUAUAUUUGAACAACUUAAUUGUUCUGCUGCCUUUUCUUGGCAGCAGCUCAUAGAGGUAAAAUUAUGGAGGUCAAACUGGGCCAGAUUCUGCUCAGAGGUGAAUUCAUGGAAGGAAUUAGUCAAAUCUGUCAAACAGUGAGUAUCAAUGAACGGCGAUGGUUGUUUUUCCCAGCAGCCACAUUUUAUACUGAAUGAAGUUAUAAAAAAAGUUAUAGAAUUAUCAUUGAUACACUGUAGAGGGAAACGCUAACACGCCUGUGUUAAAAAUUGAAAACGUCCAGCUCUAAAUUGUACAUUUCUUUUUUGGGAAGGAUUGAGAAAACUAUGCCCUUUAGAUUAUACGGCUCAAAAAUUACUUGAAUUUCCUUUUUUAUGGUUGUGUUGCAUGUUAAAGGCUUACAAUAAUGCCACCAUGCAGUCUAUCUGAAACACAAGAGAUAGAUACAUACUGAUAUAUUUCCAGCAAUACCUUGAAAUUGCUGUAUACAUGUUAGAUACAAUGUCUGAAUGGCAGCUGUCAAUAGCAUAGAGUCAAUAGCAAAAGGAGCAUUUAACUAUGAUAGACUUCAAGCUUCAAUUUUAUACAACAUUCUUUACUUUUCAGAGGCAGAGGUUCAGAAAGUGGUCCUGGAGUUUGAAAUGUAAAACUUUAACUCUGAAUUAUUGGUGGAGAUGAUCAGGUCAAAUCUUUUCCCUGAUUCCUUCAAGAUUCUUUUCACCAUUUAUAGCACCACAAUGUUUCACAGCUGUUUACCACUGUUGCCUGAUUGACUCUAAAUUCAAUUCAGUACAAAUCAACUGUAUGACACCGAGUUGACAGUGGAAUCAAUCUCAGUUGAAGAAUGAUUUGUAGGUUUGGAGUUAGUUGACAAUUUGUCGUUUGUCACAUGAGGUCACCAAGGGGCUGCUGUUAGUCAGGCGGCUACUGUUGGAAAUAUUGGUGAUUUAAUUGAAAGAAAUUAUAAUUAUUGUCUCUGCUGAAUAAAAAGUAUUCAGGCGAUUAUGUAGUGAAGGACUACAUUCUCUAAGACAGUGCAGGAUACCUAUGUUCUUUGCUCUACAAUAAAUGCUUAAACCAGAA
Messenger RNA from Hippoglossus stenolepis (Pacific halibut), 4502 nucleotides. RefSeq names its product gamma-aminobutyric acid type A receptor subunit gamma1 (gene gabrg1). The coding region runs from base 330 to 1715 and encodes 461 amino acids. The record is from RefSeq and is a predicted model, not a curated record. The transcript is spliced from 9 exons. Gene Ontology annotation, biological process: gamma-aminobutyric acid signaling pathway; synaptic transmission, GABAergic; chloride transport. Gene Ontology annotation, cellular component: synapse; neuron projection; GABA-A receptor complex. Lineage: Eukaryota; Metazoa; Chordata; Actinopteri; Pleuronectiformes; Pleuronectidae. Gene Ontology annotation, molecular function: inhibitory extracellular ligand-gated monoatomic ion channel activity; GABA-gated chloride ion channel activity; benzodiazepine receptor activity.